UCAUUUUGCAUUUGACUUUCGUUUCGAGCAGUUUGUUGUGCAUCGAGUUUGUGUUCACGUUCACGUUUUUUCCGUUCGCCGCCGUUUUCCACACAAGUGCAAUUAUUUCUUUCAUUGCAUUUGCGUGCUUGUGUGCGUAUAUUAUUGUUGUUUUGCAGCUUUCGAAAUAUGUUUGCCACUCUAAGUGCAACAUAUCCUUGAUUAAAAAUUGUGACAAACACCAUUGUAAGCAUCUGUGAUAUUAAAGAAAAAUAAUAAAAGCCUCACAUCAAUAUUAUACCGGCUAGCGCUUUAACUUAUUAUUUCCGCACUGACUGUUGCCGCCUUUACAAAGCUGAAUUGAUUUGUGCUGACCAGAGCGGAGGAGCCACAUACCAAAAUGUCGCGCAAAUCGCUAAAUGUACGCGUCACCACCAUGGACGCCGAGCUGGAGUUUGCCAUACAACACACGACCACCGGCAAGCAGCUCUUCGAUCAGGUCGUCAAAACGAUCGGCCUGCGCGAGGUCUGGUUCUUUGGCCUGCAGUACACCGAUUCAAAGGGUGAUUCCACAUGGAUCAAACUUUACAAAAAGACUGGAUCAAUGCCAUUCUCCACUUGGGUUUUGAACCAAGACGUGAAGAAGGAGAAUCCUCUGCAGUUCAGAUUCCGCGCCAAAUUCUACCCGGAAGACGUUGCUGAGGAGCUCAUUCAGGACAUUACGCUGCGCUUGUUCUAUUUACAAGUGAAGAAUGCCAUACUAUCCGACGAAAUCUAUUGUCCCCCAGAAACGUCCGUGUUGCUCGCUUCGUAUGCCGUUCAAGCGCGCCAUGGCGACUACAACAAGAGCAUGCACACAGCCGGCUUUUUGGCUAACGACCGCCUGUUGCCGCAACGUGUCAUCGACCAACACAAAAUGUCCAAGGACGAAUGGGAGCAGUCGAUUAUGAACUGGUGGAAGGAGCAUCGCGGCAUGUUGCGCGAGGAUGCCAUGAUGGAGUACUUGAAGAUCGCACAGGAUCUUGAGAUGUAUGGUGUGAACUACUUCGAAAUCCGCAAUAAAAAGGGCACCGACCUGUGGUUGGGCGUGGACGCGCUCGGUCUGAACAUCUAUGAGCAGGACGACAAGCUGACGCCGAAAAUCGGUUUUCCUUGGUCGGAAAUCCGUAACAUUUCAUUUUCGGAUAAGAAGUUUAUUAUCAAGCCAAUCGAUAAGAAAGCGCCCGAUUUUGUCUUCUUUGCGCCGCGUGUACGCAUCAACAAACGAAUCCUGGCCUUGUGCAUGGGCAAUCACGAACUGUACAUGAGACGUCGCAAGCCCGACACAAUUGAUGUGCAGCAGAUGAAGGCGCAAGCACGCGAGGAGAAGAAUGCCAAGCAACAAGAACGUGAGAAACUGCAGUUGGCACUAGCGGCACGCGAACGUGCUGAAAAGAAGCAGCAAGAGUAUGAGGAUCGCUUGAAGCAGAUGCAAGAAGAAAUGGAGCGCUCCCAGAAGGACUUGCUGGAAGCGCAGGAGAUGAUUCGCCGUCUCGAGGAGCAAUUGCGUCAACUGCAGGCAGCCAAGGACGAGUUGGAGCUGCGCCAGAAAGAACUGCAAGCUAUGUUGCAACGUCUUGAGGAGGCAAAGAAUAUGGAGGCAGCUGAGAAAGCCAAGCUGGAGGAGGAGAUCAUGACCAAACAAAUGGAAGUACAACGCAUUCAGGACGAGGUGAACGCCAAGGACGAAGAGACUAAACGUCUGCAAGACGAAGUGGAGGAAGCUAGACGCAAGCAGGUAAGAAAACUGGAAACAAAUUUGCCUAUUGCCUUCGUACAAAAGACUAACUAUAUUUUGCGUUUGCAGGCGGAAGCUGCUGCAGCGCUUUUGGCCGCGUCAACCACACCUCAACAUCAUCAUGUAGCCGAGGAUGAAAAUGAGAAUGAGGAGGAGCUGACGAAUGGUGACGGUGGCGGUGAUGUUUCACGCGAUCUGGAUACAGAUGAACAUAUCAAGGAUCCCAUCGAGGACAGACGCACACUGGCCGAGCGCAACGAGCGCCUGCAUGAUCAAUUGAAGGCUCUGAAACAAGACUUGGCACAAUCACGCGACGAAACGAAAGAAACGCAAAAUGAUAAGAUCCAUCGGGAAAACGUGCGUCAAGGUCGCGACAAGUACAAGACAUUGCGCGAAAUACGUAAGGGCAACACAAAGCGUCGCGUGGAUCAAUUUGAAAAUAUGUAAAUUGGAGAGUGGCAGCUUGGUGCGCACUGGCCGAGGAUGACUGGUAUCACUAUGACGCCAGUCCUUUGUAUAGAACAACAAGAUCAACAGAAGCGGCUAUAUCAACAAUAAAACAACAACAAUUACCAGCAAGCAAUCAACCAACUAACAAAAAACACCUCCGCUCGAUCGGCGACCUUCAAGUCGAUCGUUAUUUAAAUGAAAGAAUUACUAUUUACGAAUUAAGAAUUGAAAUUUGAUACACUUUUGAUAAGAUAAAGUCUUCGAUGUCGCAAAGUAGAUAAAACCCUAAAGAAAAACAAAAAAAAAAAUCAUAAACGCUUACAAAUCAAAUUCGUAGAAACAAUCAAAUGCAUUUUCUUUUCUUUUUGAAUAUAAAGUAAAUCUAAUGACAAAUGACAAACGUAAGAAAAAGAAAGAUUGCUGUUCCUCCUAAAAGUUAACGAUUUCGUUGUAAAGUCGUUUACAUUUUUGUUUUUGCCUUUUAUUCAUUUUUUAAUCUAAUUUGCGAAAUAUUCCUGUGCUUUUAGCAUUUAUUUAAAAUCUUUUAAGUAUUUAAACUUAAACUGAAAGUUUGCGAGUAUUUUUGAAAUCAUACUGAAAAUAUUUUUCCCGAGCGAUACUAAAAUGUCAAUUGUUUUUUCUCCCUUUUAGUCACUUAAAAUCGCCAAAAUGAAAAACGUAAAUCCAGGCAUUUCUUGAAUCGUUCCGUCUUAAUUAUUUUAUUAUUGAGUACCAACUUUAUAUAUACACACAGAUAUAUAUAUAAAUUGUAUUUUUUUUUUGUUUUUUUGAGAAAAACUUUUAAAUGAUAUAAUAAAAGAUAAUUUAAGGCAUAGUUGUUCUAUAUAUAUAAUUAUUACACAUUAUUAUUAAAUAACAGUACUAUUAAUUUGAAAGGAUAAAUAUAAAUGGAAGUCGAAUCAUUCAAGCAAGAGAAAAGAGCAACGCAACGGGAAUCCAUUUACACAAAAAUUGUUAUUAUUACUUGGCAAAAUAAUUAUAUUAUACAUAAUAUAAUAAAAUAAAAAUAAACCAUUGUAUUAUUAGAAGAAGUUGGAAGAAACGUAAAGUAAAUAACUUAAAGUUUUGAGUAAAGGGAGAUGGGAUUUCGAAAAACUUCAAUGUAUUAUUUUAAGUCGGACGUCGGCUGCAAUUAGCAUCAUUAUUUUUACAUUUGUUUUAAGAGAAAUAAGUACCACCACCAAUGGAAUGGAAGAAUACAUUAAAAGUGUUGUUGGUGAAGUUGAAAACCAUUCACAUUUGUUAUUGUGGAAGUAUCGAGCGUUAUGCUAGGGAUUUUCGCUACUGGAGUUGGCUUGACGGACAAUGACGACAUACAUAACACAGACCGACUCAGAAAGCAACUUGCUAAAACAGACCUAUCGUUACCACUUGCUCCCAACCGACUAUAUGUUUUCUUGUUUUUUUAAUUAAAAGCAUGUUUAAUU
This is a messenger RNA of Bactrocera tryoni, 3654 nucleotides long. It is a transcript of the gene Moe, whose product is annotated as moesin/ezrin/radixin homolog 1. Gene Ontology annotation, biological process: positive regulation of protein localization to early endosome; positive regulation of early endosome to late endosome transport; regulation of organelle assembly. Gene Ontology annotation, cellular component: filopodium; cytoskeleton; apical part of cell. Lineage: Eukaryota; Metazoa; Arthropoda; Insecta; Diptera; Tephritidae. The coding region runs from base 380 to 2203 and encodes 607 amino acids. The transcript is spliced from 8 exons. The record is from RefSeq and is a predicted model, not a curated record. Gene Ontology annotation, molecular function: cell adhesion molecule binding; actin binding.